Suillus fuscotomentosus is the source of this 672-nucleotide messenger RNA. RefSeq lists its product as uncharacterized. The annotation marks the transcript as partial. The transcript has a single exon. Lineage: Eukaryota; Fungi; Basidiomycota; Agaricomycetes; Boletales; Suillaceae. The record is from RefSeq and is a predicted model, not a curated record.
AUGGAACUACUUACUCACGUGGACGCCCGAUGGCACGCGUACAAGCUGAAUUUGCCUGGUGGCAUCAUAAAGUCGCGAAGGUUCUGCGAAAUCGUUCGUAAUGCAGGUUACCGCUGGGCAUGGAGCGAUACAUGCUGCAUCGAUAAGGGCAGUAACGUCGAGCUGCAACAAUCGCUCAACUCUAUGUUCGUCUGGUAUCAACACUCAGCGCUUACGAUUGUCUAUCUUUCGGAUGUUCUGCCUUCAUCCAAGCCUGGCGCUCUAGGUAUGAGCGAGUGGAACAGACGAGGAUGGACCUUUCAAGAAUUCCUUGCUUCCAAAGUCGUUAUCUUCUAUCAGAAGGAUUGGACCCCAUAUCUCAAUGAUCGCUCUCCAAACCAUAAAAAGUCGACUGCGAUAAUGAAGGAGUUGGAGGUCGCGACUGGCAUUGAUCGACAGGCCCUCAUCGACUUCUCCCCAGGGAUGAGCGGUGCACGAGAGAGACUUCAAUGGGCUUCAAACCGUGUUACAACGGUUCAGGAAGACAUCGCAUACUCGUUGUUUGGCGUCUUCGACGUCCGUUUGCCUGUGGAUUAUGGCGAGAAGAAGGCAAACGCGCUCGGGCGUCUCCUGCAGGAGAUUGUUGCUCGAUCGGGCGACAUCACUGCCCUCUAUUGGGUGGGACAAUCAUCC